Molecule: messenger RNA, 228 nt
Organism: Venustampulla echinocandica
Lineage: Eukaryota; Fungi; Ascomycota; Leotiomycetes; Helotiales; Pleuroascaceae
Exons: 2
Coding region: 1-228 (75 amino acids)
Source: RefSeq, a predicted model, not a curated record
AUGGCGCGUACUCUGAUCCCUCUCCUCUCCGCCCUCCUACUCCUCAUCGUAGGAGCAAGCGCCCAAUUCCAGUUUUUCGAUCAAAUGUUCAAUGGACAACAAGAACAAAGACAUGAACCCCAAAACGGCCCCAGCGAUUCAGGCUGGUACCAACAGAACUACGAAAACGGUACUACCCCUCCUCCCCGCCCUCUGAAUCCCAGGAUGAUGGAAGCCAAGCUAAUGUAG